Bipolaris victoriae FI3 is the source of this 300-nucleotide messenger RNA. RefSeq lists its product as hypothetical. NCBI's taxonomy places the organism in Eukaryota, Fungi, Ascomycota, Dothideomycetes, Pleosporales, Pleosporaceae. Gene Ontology annotation, molecular function: monooxygenase activity; iron ion binding; heme binding. The transcript is spliced from 2 exons. The record is from RefSeq and is a predicted model, not a curated record. Bases 1 to 300 code for a protein of 99 amino acids.
AUGGUCGUAUGUCAGCUUAUCCUUUCUGCUCUCGAAUACCCAGACUAUCUUGAGCCACUUAGGGAAGAGAUUGAAAAUGCAAUUCGCGAACGUGGAGUCUGGAACAAAGACGCUUGUGCGAGAAUGCCAAAAUCAGAUAGUUUCUUGCGAGAGACGUUGAGGUUAAGUCUUCCUACUGCGCCUAAGUUACAACGAAAGGUCGAUGUGGACAUCCCUCUGUCGAAUGACGAAGUGAUCAAAGCUGGUACACUCAUCGGGUUUCCUACUCUGGCUAUCCAACGAGAUGAAGAUUACUACUAA